This is a messenger RNA of Trematomus bernacchii (emerald rockcod), 1790 nucleotides long. RefSeq names its product tubulin folding cofactor B (gene tbcb). Bases 191 to 928 code for a protein of 245 amino acids. Lineage: Eukaryota; Metazoa; Chordata; Actinopteri; Perciformes; Nototheniidae. Gene Ontology annotation, molecular function: microtubule plus-end binding; alpha-tubulin binding. The record is from RefSeq and is a predicted model, not a curated record. The transcript has 7 exons. Gene Ontology annotation, biological process: tubulin complex assembly; cytoplasmic microtubule organization; post-chaperonin tubulin folding pathway. Gene Ontology annotation, cellular component: microtubule plus-end; nucleus; cytoplasm.
CUAAUGUGACGUAACGGGGUGGGUCGUCUAGUGGUCACGUGAUUUUUGGCGUGGUAAAGCCAGAGAGGUAUAUAAACCCUACACAUCUUGCUGCGAUACUUCUGUUACUCAAGAAGGGAUACUCUGGUAAUUUGCUUCACACUUCUAGAAAAAUACCCCUUUUUUAAUUGUUGCGGAUUCAACCAGCAUCAUGGACGGCGGAGUGACAGUAGUAACCAAUCCUGUUGUGAAUGUGCGCCUAACAAGCUCCAUCUCCUCCUUCGAGGUGCAGCGCAGGUUCAAUAGAGGGAUUAGUAUAGCAGAACUGAAGGGAAAAUUGGAGAUGGUUUUGGGUGCAUCUCCCUCCUGCAUGGACCUGGAGUUGUUCAGCGUCUCUGACACAUUCCUGCAGAAAAUGGACAACAAUGAAGCUUUGCUGGGUUCCUUUCCUGUGGAUGAUGACUGCAGAAUACAUGUUACCGAUAGAAGUGGUCAGAUGAGCGAGUUCAGUGAUGUUUCCAAGGUGGAGAAGUUUGAACUCCCAGAGGACUCUUAUGAAAAGAGAACAGAUUCAGCAAGGUCAUUCAUGAAGAAACAUCGGGUUGGUGUCUAUAACGAGGAAGAAAUGGCCAAGAAGAAAGCUGACCUUGCUGCUCGGGAGGAGGAGCAGAAAGCUGCUGCUGAUGCUAUUUCUGUUGGCAGCAGAUGCCAAGUGCAGGUCUCAGGGCAACCGACAAAGCUUGGCACCGUCAUGUAUGUUGGAACAGCAGAUUUCAAGCCUGGCUACUGGGUGGGUCUGAAGUACGAUGAGCCCAUGGGAAAGCAUGAUGGAACUGUCAAUGGCAAGCAAUACUUUGAAUGCGAGGACAAAUAUGGAGGAUUUGUGAAGCCCCUAAAUGUGACGGUGGGAGACUUUCCUGAGGAGGAUUUUGGUAUUGAUGAGAUGUAGGACUGUAAUGUGACAGUGAGUGUUUCUGCCCGGAAAUGUGAGUGUCGACCUCAAGCUGUUCCCAUUCACCGACCAGAGAGGAUGCAAAGUCACUGUCAUCAUAACAAAUGAAUUUUCUGUUUUUUGUAUUUUUACUUUGUGCCUCUCUGUGGGGCAUUAUCCAAAGCACGGUGUCUUAAGGUCUGUGAUGCUCAGAUUCUCUCUCACUACACAACAUGAAUGAGGAGAAUGUCAGGUAGUACAUCUCCUGGUUUGCUACAUAUGAGAAUGGUACAGGAUAAUCACACCAACAAUGUCUAAUAAAGGGGGUUUGGUUGCAUGUAUCACAAGGUCAAUAUGUGGUCAUUCACUUCAUGCACUUAGAUUUAAUUUACUUGCUUUUGCAGUACCUGUUGCUUCCAAAUGUUCUGUACAUGGGAGUCAUCUUUGUAAUCUGAAAGCCUGUAUUGACAGUUUUAACACCAAUUUAAUUUCUCUUCAAUGAUUUUUGUAUCGGUUAGUACAAAGAUGAUUGUCUAUAACUGUUUAUAUUUGGCUGUUGUCUUUGCAUUUUUUUUGAUGACUGUUAUAUCACUCUCUAUAACUCACUCUCCAUUGUAAUCCCAACACAGCUCUGAAAAAGGAAUAAUAUGCCUUAUUUAUGCUUUGUUUUUAUUUGACUGUUCCAAUACUGUUAACAUCUUUUUCAUCCUCUAGUUUACAGAAGAAAUGUUUAUUUUAUUUUUUCAGAAGAUAUGUGAUUACUUAUACAGAAAUGUAGUGUUCUUUUUUUUUUUUUCCUAAAAUAAUCUCUAAAGUGCUUGUGUUACUAUGUGCUAAAGGUAAUGAAUAUUAAUAAAAAUGAUUUGCCAGUACAAAGGUA